AGGCGAAAAGAAAGGAAUAAAAAUCGGUAGGGCCAGAAGAAGGGAAAGGAAGGAAGGUGUGACAGUGUUGUAGUGUGUUCCUUGCAAGUUAUAAUUCUCUCAUCUCUCAACUGCAUUCUUCUAAUCUCUUCUCAAUUUAUUGUGGGACAUGGGGAGCAACGCGAACGCGGUCGUGUGGUGUUUGUUAGUGUCAACCCUCUUGGUUGCUGCGGUGUUCUGUGAACCCGAUGAUGGGCUGCGUAGGAUUGGGCUAAAAAAGAUUAAAUUGGACCCUAACAACAGGCUUGCUGCUCGAAUUGGGUCCAAGGAUGGUUACUCUUUUCGGGCUUCCAUUAGAAAGUUUCAUCUCCAAAACAACUUUGGUGGCACUGAGGAAACUGAUAUUGUUGCGUUAAAGAAUUACUUGGAUGCUCAGUACUACGGUGAAAUAGCCAUUGGAAACUCUCCUCAGAAGUUCACUGUCAUUUUCGACACGGGCAGCUCCAAUUUGUGGGUGCCAUCGUCUAAGUGUACCUUCUCGGUUGCGUGUUACUUUCAUGCCAAGUACAAGUCUAGCAAAUCAAAUACUUAUAGGAAAAAUGGGACUGCUGCUGCAAUUCAAUAUGGUACUGGAGCAAUUUCUGGUUUCUUUAGUUAUGACAAUGUCAGAGUCGGUGACAUAGUUGUAAAGAACCAGGAAUUUAUUGAAGCAACUAGGGAGCCUGGUGUUACAUUUUUGGUGGCCAAGUUUGAUGGUAUACUGGGACUUGGAUUUCAAGAGAUAUCAGUUGGAAAUGCUGUUCCAGUGUGGUAUAAUAUGGUUGAACAAGGUCUCGUUAAGGAGCCAGUAUUUUCAUUUUGGCUCAACCGCAAACCAGAGGAAGAGGAAGGGGGUGAGAUUGUUUUUGGUGGUGUUGAUCCUGCUCACUAUAAGGGAAAGCACACUUAUGCGCCUGUAACAAGAAAAGGAUAUUGGCAGUUUGAUAUGGGAGACGUACUUAUUGGCGGUAAACCCACUGGAUAUUGUGCUGAUGGCUGUUCGGCCAUUGCAGACUCAGGGACUUCUUUAUUGGCAGGUCCAACGACUGUAGUUACUAUGAUAAACCAUGCAAUUGGAGCAUCUGGAGUUAUAAGCAAAGAAUGCAAGACCAUUGUUGCAGAGUAUGGACAAACAAUAUUGGAUUUGCUUUUGGCUGAAACACAGCCAAAGAAGAUCUGUUCCCAAAUUGGAUUGUGCACUUUUGAUGGGACUCGUGGUGUUGAUGCUGGUAUCGAGAGUGUUGUGGAUGAGAAUGAAAGAAAAUCAUCUGGUGGUCUUCACGAUGCUGCUUGUUCUGCAUGUGAGAUGGCAGUUGUUUGGAUGCAGAACCAGCUGAGUCAAAAUCAGACCCAAGAUCGUAUACUAAGCUACGUCAAUCAACUCUGUGAAAAAAUGCCUAGCCCAAUGGGAGAAUCAUCAGUUGACUGUGGGGAUAUCUCUUCAUUGCCUGGCGUGUCCUUUACCAUUGGUGGAAGAACUUUUGACCUUGCCCCACAGGAGUACGUACUCAAGGUUGGUGAAGGUCCUGCGGCUCAGUGCAUUAGUGGCUUUAUUGCUAUAGAUAUUCCACCUCCACGUGGCCCCCUCUGGAUCCUUGGAGAUAUCUUCAUGGGGCGUUAUCACACAGUAUUUGAUUUUGGUAAACUUAGAGUGGGAUUUGCUGAUGCAGCAUAGUGUUCGCGUAUACUUACUAUUGGUUUGUAUGCCCAUGCAAUCAAAAUGGACCUAAAGUUCCUGGAUUGUACAUGUUUAUAUUAAUGUUAUGUUAAUACUUUGGCUAUCCCUACCCAUGGACGGACAAAAUGGCUUCAUAGAUGUAUGUGUCGCUGUGGCCAUAAUUGUGUCCGUAGACUCUUAAGCAUGCUUAAUGAAAGGUUGUAGAUGAGACUUUCUAAUC
Abrus precatorius (Indian licorice) is the source of this 1916-nucleotide messenger RNA. RefSeq names its product aspartic proteinase-like. Bases 149 to 1693 code for a protein of 514 amino acids. Lineage: Eukaryota; Viridiplantae; Streptophyta; Magnoliopsida; Fabales; Fabaceae. Gene Ontology annotation, molecular function: aspartic-type endopeptidase activity. The record is from RefSeq and is a predicted model, not a curated record. Gene Ontology annotation, biological process: lipid metabolic process; proteolysis. The transcript has 14 exons.